Molecule: messenger RNA, 4624 nt
Organism: Pogona vitticeps (central bearded dragon)
Lineage: Eukaryota; Metazoa; Chordata; Lepidosauria; Squamata; Agamidae
Source: RefSeq, a predicted model, not a curated record
GCCGCCUUCCCAGCGGCUGCUCGGCCGCUCCGCCCCGGGGGUGGUGGUGGCGGCGUCCCCGUCUCCCCCCCUCCCCGCCCCGGACGGGCCGCGGCUCACUCGUCGCCCGUGGAGGGGGGGAAGUCGGGAGGGACCAUGAGCGCCCUCCGGGACGUCUCCUUGCAGGACCCGCGCCUCCGCUACGAGCUGCUCCAGCGCAUCGGCUCCGGCACCUAUGGCGACGUUUACAAGGCCCGUGACACGGAGAGUGGGGAGUUGGCCGCCAUUAAGAUUGUGAAAAUUGAUCCAGGGGAUGACAUUGGAGCCAUCCAGCAAGAGAUCACCACCCUCAGGGACUGUCGCCACCCCAACGUGGUGGCAUAUUUCGGCAGCUACCUCAGGAAGGACCGGCUGUGGAUUUGCAUGGAAUAUUGUGGAGGAGGUUCUCUGCAGGAGAUCUACAAUGCCACCGGCCCCCUCUCGGAGAAACAGAUUGCCUACGUUUGCCGGGAGACUCUCCAGGGGCUACACUUUCUCCAUUCACACUCACAUACCCAGCUGAGAGGGUGGUGCUUGUUGGUUCUUCUCAUAUCAUGUUCUCCCUUCCUGCCCACAGCGGAUUUCGGGGUCUCGGCAGAGCUGACGGCCUCGGUGGCCAAGAGGAAAUCCUUUAUUGGAACACCUUAUUGGAUGGCUCCGGAGGUGGCCGCCGUAGAGAAGAAGGGCGGCUACAAUCAUCUGUGUGACAUCUGGGCCCUUGGCAUUACGGCCAUAGAGCUGGCGGAACUACAGCCGCCUCUCUUUGACUUGCACCCAAUGAGGGCCUUGAUGCUGAUGUCGAAAAGCAGUUUCCAGCCCCCCAAGCUGAAAGAGAAGAUGUGCUGGUCCGCCGAUUUCCACCAUUUCGUCAAACUCUGCUUGACCAAAAACCCCAAGAAACGUCCAGUGGCAGAGAAGCUGCUGCAGCAUCCUUUUGUUUACCAGCCACUGGCCCGCACCUUAGUCAUUGAACUGCUGGAAAAAGCCACUAAUCCUGACCUAGCUACGGCUGCCUUGGACGAUGGGGAUUUUGAGGCCUAUGAAGUUUUCCCUGAUAAAAUCCAUUCGCGGAGGCAACCUGGGCCAACGGAAGGGACCCUUGCAGAGAUCCAGUUUAAUAAGGUUAAAUUUGGGCCCCCUCUCAGGAAAGAAACAGAGCCAUGGUGCAGUCCGGAGGAGGAGGAAGAGGAGAACUGGAUGCUUUUAAAAGAUGGAGAGAGCCUUCUCCAAUCUGUGGAAGAAGCCCUAGAAGAGAGGAGCCUCACGAUUCGUCCUGCACACCCCACCAAACAGGCCGAUGGAGAGCCGCAGCUGAGCAGUGGUGAUGAGGAUGCCAUGAGCACCAUCAAGAAAGGGCCCUUCUGGGAUUUUCUCAACCUGGAGCUGGCAUAUAAGGCCCCCUGGGAGCACGAGGAGGGCCUUGAAUUCUCAGAUCUGGAACAUCCUAGAAGCCAAACUUUGCCGGGCAGCGCAGGCGUGAACGAUACCUCAGCUACCUCAGGGACCGGCUUCCCCAAACCGGCAGACUCUCUCCUCUCCACCGAGUGGGCCACCAUGAAAAAGAAAGAGGAGGCCACCAGGCUGCUGUGUCACGGGUUGCCCCCCACCCCGAAAGUCCAUAUGGGCGCCUGUUUCUCCAAGAUCUUCAACGGCUGUCCGUUGAAGAUAAAUUCAGCCACGACGUGGAUCCACCCGGAGACGCGGGAUCUGUACUUGGUGGUGGGUGCAGAGGAAGGGAUAUACACGCUCAAUCUCCACGAGUUACACGAGGAUACGAUGGAGAAGCUCCUUCCACACAGAUGCUCCUGGCUCUACUGUAUGAAUAAUGUGCUACUGACCUUAGCUGGGAAGUCUUCCCAGAUCUCCUCCCACAACCUUCCGGGGCUCUUUGAGCAGCGGCACCAGCUGCAGAAGCGGCAAGUCCCCCUUUCCAUAGCCACCAACAGACUGACAGAGAGGAUCAUCCCCAGGAAGUUUACAUUGUCAGCCAAGAUUGCAGACACCAAAGGAUGCUUGAAGUGUCGUGUAGUCCGAAACCCGUAUUCGGGGAGCACCUUUCUGUGCGCGGCUCUGCCCUCCAGCCUGGCCCUCCUGCAGUGGUACGAGCCGUUGCAGAAGUUCAUGCUGCUGAAGCACAUCUCCGUGACGCUGCCAGACCCUCUGACCUUGUUUGAGCUACUGGUGGUGGAGAUGGAGGAAUACCCCCAGGUGUGCUUGGGGGUCACCGGCAGUGACCAGCCAGGAACGGAGCUGCAUUUCAAUACCUUAUCCCUCAGCACUGGCCUCAGUACUUCUAGCCCUUCGGGCCGUCCGCUGGUGAUGGCCAGCCACGUCACCCAGAUGGAUCGUGAUACUGUCCUGGUGUGUUUUGAACGCUGUGUGAGGGUUGUGAACCUUUGUGGCACGCCCCAGGGAGCCCUUGCUCCUGAACUCACCUUCAGCUUCCCUAUCGAGACCAUUGUGUGCCUUCAAGACAGCGUUCUCGCCUUCUGGAAACAUGGUAUGCAAGGCCGAAGCCUGGAAUUCAAUGAGAUGACACAGGAGGUCACAGAUGAGUCCAGAGUUUUCCGGGUCUUAGGAGCUCACAGAGACAUCAUUCUCGAGAGCACCCCCACGGGCAACCCCACAGCACAGAGCAACCUCUACAUUCUGACGGGUCACGAGAGCAGCUACUAAGGCCUUUCUCUCCAUGCCGUGCGCCUUCUGGAGGUGCCCAGCCUGGCGGUUGCUUGGCUGCCAUCCGCGCCAGCUAACAGAUGAGCAGAAACACCCACUGGAAUGGGAGCAUCCAGGUGGUGUGGGUUUGUAGCGGCAGUGUGCAUACGAACCGGAAGGACGACAUUUUGGCUCCAGAAGCCAUCUUCAUUCACUGUUCCGUCUUCCUGAGAUUUUGCUGAUGCCAGAAUGGGUGCGGGGACUCUUCCCUUCUCCCAGUUUGGACCAACAUCUCCUGAGAUUAUAUUUUUUGCAAUAAUUUAACCACUAGCUGGUUGGAAGACUGGGCUGUCUUCCCUGCCUGAUGCCUUAUGCCUGCUUGAAUGCAUCCCCCGUUCCCUUGCGUCUACUACUUCCUCCUCCUUUUUAUUUAACUCCUAAGAAAUCACCCGUCAGGCGAGGCUGCAAGGGCCCAACGGCCCAACUGACAGAGCUGCCUGCGUGAAGACAAUCAUUGGCCACACACAUGCAAGUGGGUGCUGCUUCUUUCUCACUUGAGCUUUAAUUUUAAAAAGUUUUUUCAGGCACUUUAGUCUUUAAAACUUAUUUCAGGGCAUAACCCCCUUGAAAGGUUGGCGGGGGCGGGGGGCGCAACAGGGACAGAGUUUUAUCUUGAGACUGGAUGACUGAUUAGAAAAGCAGAUCAUGUCCAGGCUAGGCAGAACUUUUCGGUAGAUUGCCUGUGGGUGCUGGACUACGUGUGCAUGGAAAUUGAGCAGAGUUCUUGAAUAACGAAGUGGGUGGAACAAUUGUCUGGAGUGCAGCUGGUAUGAGGGCAGAGACUGGCAAAGAGCAUAAUACACAGGGCCUAAGCCCAUAAAAAGCACCUCUGUGCAGGAGGCUGGGGGCCAAUGCAAGCUGCUUCUCCAAACUGCAAAUCUGUCACGCAUCUUCGGGUACAGGACUGCGAGAGGCACGAAUGGCUGACCCACAGAAUUAUUCUGCAGCAUCCUUCCAGUGAAUUGAAUUCUUGAGAGGCUUUUAAAGAGUAAGCUUCUGCACUUGACAUUCUGCAUUAUCAAUAUUGGUGGGGGGGGGAGGAGAGAGAAGAGAUAUGUUAAAUGCAAAGACACAUUUAACAUGUUUGCCCUUCCCCUUUAUAACAGCAGUCACGGGGAGGCCUUAAAAGGAUUAGAAUUGAACUGCACAGCAGGGUGGAGUUGACUGAAACCACAAUUUAAAUUUAAAAAAAUGAAUUUAAAUUGUGAUUUAAAUAAGUAUUACUGAUAUUUAUCCACUCCUGUGCACAGAGAGGGGCUGUUUUUAACUGUUUUCUUCCAUGUUACAGUCCUGAAUGAAUAUAUGCACAGGAGUGGAUAAAAAUCAGUAAUAUAUAUCAUAGAAUACUGGAAUAGGAAGGGGCCUAUAAGGCCAUCAAAUCCAACCCCCUGCUCAAAGCAGGAACCCAAAUUGUGUGUCCGACGAGAUACAAACAACCAUUUCUUUCCAGAAGCAAAUAGCUGGUUAAACAGAAGUGGGAACAGCCAUUUGAUUGAAAUUGCAGGAGUGGGAAAGAUUAAGAGAGAGAGUUGGGUAGGCUAGCUUGGAAAAGUUGAGUUGCUUGCAUUUUAUCUUUAUGCCCAGCCUUGGAGGAGUAUGAGUGGAAGCUACACCAGUUACUUUGAGUUUUUUGGUGGGUGUUUAUUUUGGGGCAGGGGCACCAGAUCAAAGCCAGUUUGUCAGAAUCUUGACCUUGGGACUUGAAGGGCCAAACACAUCUCCCCCCACACCUCUUAUGCCAGGAAUUUUUCCUUCCCCAUAGGAUGCUAAUAAUUUCUUUCUGGUUUUUCAUUGCUAAAACUGGAAUUUACUGUUUUGAGAAAACCAAACAUGAACAGGAAAAGAAAAAGGCUAUUUAACACAUAUUAAAUUGUGGUUUUGCACUCCCCUC